Molecule: messenger RNA, 1657 nt
Organism: Aptenodytes forsteri (emperor penguin)
Lineage: Eukaryota; Metazoa; Chordata; Aves; Sphenisciformes; Spheniscidae
Product: cytochrome b561 domain-containing protein 2
Exons: 2
Coding region: 1-591 (196 amino acids)
Cellular component (GO): endoplasmic reticulum
Molecular function (GO): transmembrane monodehydroascorbate reductase activity
Source: RefSeq, a predicted model, not a curated record
AUGGGCACCCCCGUCGGGGAGAGGAAGGGUCCUGCUGGCGGAGCGCGCCCGGCGCAGAGGAUAAGGCCCCUCUGCUUUCCGUGGGCGUUCUCGUUCCUGAUGACGGAAGCCCUGCUGAUAUUCUCCCCGGAGACCUCGUUGCUCCGCUCCUUCUCCCGCAAAGUCAAAGUGCGGGUGCACUGGGCCCUCCAGCUGCUCGCCCUCCUCUGCGCCCUCCUGGGGCUGGGCAUCAUCACCUACAACAAGCACCUGAACGGCAAGGCCCACUUCGUGACCUGGCAUGGCCUGACGGGGCUGCUGACCGUGCUGUAUGCCAGCGGGCAGUGCGCAGGGGGGGUGCUCCUGCUCUACCCCAAGCUGAUGAAGAACUGGACGCUGGCCAAGCUCAAGCUGUACCACGCGACCUCGGGGCUGGUGGGCUACCUGCUGGGCUGUGCCAGCCUGAUGCUGGGCAUGUGCUCCCUGUGGUUCACCGCAUCGGUGACCAGCGUCUCCUGGUACCUCACCAUGCUGUGUCCCCUUCUCACCAGCCUGGUUAUCAUGAACCAGGUGAGCAACGCCUACCUGUACCGCAAGCGGAGCCAGCACUGAGGGCUCGGUGUGGAUCUGAACUCCCCCUGGGUGAGCCAGCAAGGCCGGGGCUCCCCCCCGCAGCCCCCCAUGGGGGUCCCCUGCUUGCACAGGCUCUCCUCAGUACUAGAUUUCUGCCUACUCGUCUCUCGUUAGUCCUGGAUUGUCCAUAGCGUCUCAUCCCUGGGGAGCAGCUAUGAUGUGUGUGACACCGAGCGGGCAGGAGUUGCCUAUCUCAUGCCUGCCUCGGUGGGGACGUUUCCCAGCACAGGUAACGCUGCUGCUCCCUGCGGCAGCUUGGGUGCUCAGUGUUGGGAACCGGAGGAUCCACUCAGGAUUCCUGGUCCUUAUCCCCUUCCCUUGCCACCCAGGGCUGCUUUGGAGCAGGCAGGACAGGAGCUGUCGUAUUCCUGGUGAGGAGGGCAGGGAGUCCCCACUCGCCUGGGAGGCUGCAGCAGGCACCACGCUGCCUCUCCUGCCACGAAGGCAGCUUGGCCAGUGAAAGUGCAGGGCACGGUUGUGGCUUCAGCCCACCUGAAGCGGGGUGGCAGCGCCCAAGGCAUCCGUCCCCAUGGUGCGGCCCCACGCAGGGACCCGGGGGCUCUCCGGGACUGGUGUGAUCAGCCCUGCCCGACGGCCGCGGAUCCGGGCACGCGUUGCCAUGCACAAAUCCUUCCUGCAGGCUGGGACAGCGAAGGUUCAGCCUGGCGGGAUGUGGGGGUCAUUUUACAGAGCAAAUUAUCAAGCCGAGAUGCAAACCGGCAGCCUGCAAAGGUGUUUUGUCCCUCUGAGGGGCACAGGGAACAGUGCGAGCAUGGGGGGGAGCAGGGCUCGGGACGAGCCCUUGAGCCAGCCUGCGAAACAGCCCUCAGGAAGGCAGAAGGCAACCUCCUCGCCGGCGCAACAGCCUUCCUUCCAGCUCGCCUGCCAUCGGGGCAGCUGGGCGCUGCAAGGCUCCGUCUGCUGCAGCGGCCCCACCGCCCCUCCUCGGCACGUACCCUGCUCUCAGCAGGGCUGGAGAGCUGGGAGCGGCUCCCGGGCUGGGAAAUUCCUCUGUAUCCAGAGCUUUUAUUCAAUAAAGAUUUCA